Molecule: messenger RNA, 5313 nt
Organism: Chlamydomonas reinhardtii
Lineage: Eukaryota; Viridiplantae; Chlorophyta; Chlorophyceae; Chlamydomonadales; Chlamydomonadaceae
Exons: 16
Coding region: 248-4261 (1337 amino acids)
Molecular function (GO): 5'-3' DNA helicase activity; nucleic acid binding
Source: RefSeq, a predicted model, not a curated record
GUGGGGCAGCCUUGUCGUCGAAACCCCCGACUUGCCGACCUCGCUCGACCCGUGACCUACCCGUGACAAAGAUGGGACCGUUGGCCCAUUUAAGGCGGAGGGCGCGCACUCACCCACUACUCGCUGCACUCGUGCCACUCAUUGCGGCUGAGCGUUGAUUGAUUGCAGACCGAUACAGCCGCGGUGCCAGGAGCGGCUAUCCGAGGUCUACCACUGCCUGCUUCAGGGGGUUCCAUCCCAGCCGAGCAUGGGUAACGCCCCUAGCUCAGAAGGAAGUGCCGGCGGCCGCGCCGCUGAGGAGCGAGGCCGAGACUCUCCGCCGCUGCUGGUGACUCUCGCACUCGCAGCCCCUCCUCCCUAUCCACCGGCCCCGGUGCCGCCGCCGCCGCACACGCUCCAGGUGAACGUGCCAGCGGCGGCCUCCUCCAGUGGCGCCGACCUGCUGGCCACACCUGCUCCAAAGGCGCAAAGCAGCAGCAUCAUGAGCACUCCACCAGCAGCGCCGGCAGACGCUGCAGCAGCGCCGCCCACGCCUCGUGCGUCCCACGAUGGCGGCGCCAGCGGCAGCGGCAGCGGCAGCCACCGUCGGCCCGACCAAGACGAGGCGCCGCGGCGGCAGGUAGCCAGACCACCGACAAACACUCCUGCCUAUCCACCACUGCCACCAUCGCCAUCAAACCGCAUCCUUCAGACCGCCGCCGCGUCCUCCUCUACCUCCUCAAUGGCAGCGCGCACAGCGGUUGCGGCUGUGCCUCCGCCGGCGACGCAGCUGCCGAGGCCUUCCUCCAGGAUGCUGCUGCGGCCCGCUAGCAGCGGCCUGGCAUCCUGUGCCAGCACUGCCUCCCUCUCCUCCGUCGCCACCUCCACCACGGCCGUCGCCACCUCGGCCACCGGCGCCACAGGCCUCGCGGCGCUGAACCGGGCGUCCUCGGCGGCGGCCUCUGCCACCUCCCUCAGCCGCAACACAUCGGGUGCGUCCCUGGUCAGCGGUGCCGGCGGCCUGCCGAUGGCCCAGCGACUGCCGCCGCCGCCGCAACAGCAGCAGCCAAAGCCGCGGCCAAACAGGCAACAGCAAACGGCGGGCGCUCGUGACGCGGCUGCAGGUGCGGCGGUGACCGUGGACCUAAUCAUCCCGCUCGAUCCGCCCGUGGCGGGCAUCUCAGCCCUGCACGUGGUCGCGGUUCAGGCGCAGCAGCUAGCGCCGAAGCACGUGAGCUGGCUGGCUGCGGGGUGGGCGUGUGUGCCCAAGGACGCAGCCGUGGAGGCACUUGCGGAGGCGCUGAACCUGGGAGACGGAGCAGCAGCAGCAACGACAGGAGGCGCGGCCGCCAGCAGCAGCGGUACGGCUGGGAAGGGCGGCAAGACCUUUGGAAAAGGCAAGGCUGCUGCCGCUGCUGCCAACCGCAGGGCGGUUGCGGCGGCGGCAGCACCCAAGCUGUGGCCGCUUCCCAAGGUUCUGGGGUUUGACACGGAGUUCGUGCGUGACCAGCUGGCGGUGGUGCAGCUGUGCGCGGGGCCGCACGUGCUGCUGGUGCAGGUGCCCAGCUGCCGCCAGCCUGCAUCGGAGCAGCAACAGCAGCAGACCAAGGAGAAGGCGCAGGGUGGAAAGGAGCAGCCGCCGUGGCGGGCGCCCUUCACGCUGCUCCCGGAGUUGAAGGCCCUGCUGUGCAACCCCUGCAUCCCCAAGGCCGCGGCGGAGGCGUGGCAGGACGCGCUGAUGGUGUACAUGGGCUUUGGCGUCAAGCUGCGCGGCGGCCUGGACCUUACGGUGGCAGUGCCGCCAGAUCACGUGGACUUGAAGCGCGGCCGCGAUAAGCUGGGGCUGUUCGACAUCUUCCGCACCUUCUUCGCGGCUGCUGAUCACGUGCAGAAGGACAAGACCAUCAACCACACCAAGUGGCUGUCAUCGCGCCUGGAUGACAAGCAGAAGCGUUACGCGGCGCUGGAUGCGUUCGUGUCGUACGCCGCGGGCGUGUGCGUGCUGCUGCGGCCCGGCAAGGCGCCGCCGCUGCCCGUGGACCUGGCGGCGGCGCCCGAGUGGGAGGUGCGGCUGGCGGCGCAGUGGGUGGCGGUGCAGCAGUACCUGGAGGCCCAGUCGCCGGACCGCACCAAACACGACUUCUACCGUGCGUGGUUCAGCACGACCAAGAAGGGGGGCGUGGUGAUGGAGGUGCGCAUGUCGCGCUACAACACGCGGCUGCGGCUGCGGUGCUGGGCGGAGGCGACGCUGCCCAACGGGCGCCGCGUCAACGGCCGCUGCAACAUGGCGCGCGGCAGGAGCGCCCACGUGGUCAAGCUGCGGUGGUCAGACACCAAGCAAAAUGUUGCCAGCCUCUCCGAGCUGCCGGACACGGUCACAAGGAUUGAGAUGACGGACAGCUCGGACACACCCGAGGAGGCAGGCAUCAAGGCGCUGCUGCCCAAGGUGUUGUGCGGCGCGGAACGGAUGCGCGGCCGGCCCCUGCUUGAGGGCGUGUUUGGCGGCGGCGACUUCUCCUUCCCGGCGGCCGGCCCCGGCGGCGCCAACGAUGGUGCAGCCGCUGCGGCCGCCUCAGCAAGCCCUGCGGCGACAGGCGCAGCGGGAGGCGGCGGCAAGAAGGCCAAGGGCAAGGGCAAAGCGCAGGAGGACAGCACCAGUGGCGGCGCUGCUGUCGGCAGCGCGACUGCCGCCGCCAAGGCGGCGUCGCACGCGGUGGCGGCUGUCCGGUGGCUGGCGAACAUGGCCGGUGUGAACGCGUCGCAGGCGCGUGCCCUGUCGGAGAUCCUGCGCGGCGCCUGCCGGACUGGGCAGCAUGGCAGUGCCACAGACGGCUCGGCGGUACAGCUGGUGCAGGGGCCGCCGGGAACCGGCAAGACCACGGUCAUCUCACACGCGGUCCGGAUCUGGCUGGAGGAGGCGGCGCCGCGCCUGCCCCUGCUGCACAAGCACGGCGGUGCCGGCAGCGGCGCGCGGCUCCUGCCGGCGGUGGCGUGUGUGGCUCGCAGCAAUGUGGCCGCCAAGAACAUCGCCCUGUCCCUGAUCAAGCGCGGACUGGGGCCCAAGGACUUCCGGCUGAUCGUGUCCCAGGAGUUCCACUUUGAGUGGCACGAGGAGCAGUACCGCGGGGAGUUGGAGGCGGUGCUGCUGCUGAGCAGCGAGCUCAAGGGUGCAGACAUGCAGCGGGCGCUGCUAGAAGUGAAGGUGUAUGUGACAACCGUGUCCAUGCUGGCCAACCCCUCCUUCAAGGGCACGGCGCUGCACGGCAAGGCACUGAGCUGGCUGGUGGUGGACGAGGCCAGUCAGAUAUGCGGCUCCGACCUGCAGCUGCCGCUGUACCAGUACGGCCACCAUCUCACGUGCCUGUCGCUGUUCGGGGACGACAUGCAGCUGCCGCCCUUCGGCAGCGAGUGGGGCGGCGCCCAGAUUCGCUCCAUCUUCGACCAGCUCAGCAGCGGCGGCGGCGGCGGCGGCGGCGCGGCGCAGCAGCGCCUGCGGGAGCAGCCGGCGGGCGCGUUCCAUGUAGGGCCGCCGCUUUGCCCGCCGGCCGCGGGCGGCGCCCGCGACGUCGCGGCCACCGGCGCUGCUGCCACGUCACCUGUGGUACGGCUGAUGCUGGACGUGUCGUACCGCCUGCCACGUGACCUGUGCGCCUUCAUCAGUCGGGAGAUGUACGGCGGACGGCUCCAGUCGGGCCGCCGGACGGGCAGCGGAGGCGCUGCCGGCGACGCCUUCCCGGCGCACGUGCUGUGGCUCAACGUGGAGGGGGAGGAGGACCGCAGCGGAGGGAGCAGCUGCAGCAACCCGGUGGAGGCGAGGCGCGCGGUGCGGCUGGUGCAGGAGCGCUACCUCAGCACCAGUUGGACGAUCCUGACGGGCUACGACCUUCAGCGGUCGGUGCUUGAGCGCGAGGUGCUGCGGUGCGGGCUCGGCCGCCACCCACAGCACAACCAGCCGACACAGCCGGCCGGCACAGCAGCGGGCGGCGGCGGCGGCAGCGGCGGCGGCGGCGGCGGCGGCGGCGACAAGGGCCCCCAAGGCAGCGACCGCGUGUACAACAUCGACACGUUCCAGGGCCGCGAGGACGAGGUGGUGGUGGUCAGCCUCACGCGCGUCAAGGCGCUGGGCUUCAUGGACGACGACCGCCGCGUCAACGUCAUGCUCACGCGUUGCACGCAGCAGCUGGCGGUGGUGGGCAGUUUGCGGCUGGCGCUGCAGCACCCGCACACGCUCAUCGGCCGCAUGGCGGAGUACUGCAUCUUGAACGGACGGGUGGAGCAGUAGAGGCCUAGAGGGCGCACGUGGAAAGCGGGGCAUGUGGACCGUGGCAUGGCCGUGGCCGCAGCUGCACGGAGAUGCGGCGCCGGAAAUGUGGAAACGAGGGCAGCGCCGGGAAGGAACGUCGGUAGGGGCUCGAGAUUAGGUGUACAGAGUUUACAGGAAGUUGCAGCGAGGCGGUUCCGUAAUGGGGUUUUGCGACUCCUGGCUUGAGCCAUGGCUGCAGGGCAUAGAUUUGGAAAGCUGUAGAAUGCAGACGGGGUUGGAACGCGUGAGACAGUCUAACCACGUAGUACAGUAGUACAGUAGGGUACUGUAGAGACUUGACCGGCGUGUAGCUAGUUGCUUGCACGUAGGCCGGCCCGGAGGGCGGAGGCAAGUUGGUGUUGGCAGCAAAGUUGCUUUUGUGCAUGUUAUGAACGCAUCACAUGCGUUGUGACGCCUGCUGUGUGAUAUUGCUAUGCUUUACCUUACUGAACAUGCAAAGGUCCAGGGGCGUGGCAGGCUGUGGCAGGCUAAGGCAUGGUGGGGUGGAAUUGCGGCGGCAGCGCAGCCAGGCCAGGCGCAGCAGGGACUUUCGCAGGCUGUUGUUGGCUGUUGUUAUAUUACAUGCCUUUACGUGCUGUCAGGGAAAGGCAGUUUGUCAUCUGAGUUGGGGUACGUGCGACGCGUGCGUCAACAGGAUGGAUGGAUGCGUUACGUGGCUCGAAGUCCAUGCGGCCCCACCAACUCCUUAGUCCGGAGGUCAGGACAGCUUCGCCGCAUGCUCGCUGCAUUUUCGGACGGUCCUCGUGCCAUGGACAAAGUACAUAGCCCAGUAAGCAUGGACUGGUGCAAAUUAGGGUGAGCGCCCCGGGCGCACCAGGCGCAACUGCUUCGGAAAUUUGCGUGAACAUGGCUUGGAACCUGCCGGCCCUUGGUGUGCUGGUGAGUAGAUCGCGAAGAAUCGUUUGUUAUCGAACUGCUGCAAGGCCCGACAAAUUCCGCGCUUCUGUCGGCCUGCAGGGCGCGCAAUACUGCGCGGCCAUCUGCACCCAGUAUGUGAACUACAAGGAAAU